Molecule: messenger RNA, 5072 nt
Organism: Loxodonta africana (African savanna elephant)
Lineage: Eukaryota; Metazoa; Chordata; Mammalia; Proboscidea; Elephantidae
Gene: CD36
Product: CD36 molecule (CD36 blood group)
Exons: 16
Coding region: 773-2191 (472 amino acids)
Biological process (GO): long-chain fatty acid import into cell; receptor-mediated endocytosis; lipid storage
Cellular component (GO): plasma membrane; cytoplasm; caveola
Molecular function (GO): scavenger receptor activity; low-density lipoprotein particle receptor activity; low-density lipoprotein particle binding
Source: RefSeq, a predicted model, not a curated record
UCAGUAAGUCAGUGCCUUUGACUCUCUGGCUUCUGAUUCACUUGGAUGGGGAAAUAACCUCCGUCACCCACCCCGCCCCCGAAAAAAAAGUGCAGCUGAGAACUUCAGAUAUAGGUAAUGGGUCCUUACCAGACCAAAAAAUAGACUUUUAGGAGCUUUACUAGCAGUCUGUGUGGGUUUCUUCUCUUUCUUCUUCUUUUUCCUUCUUCCUUUGGCAACAAACUACAUACUGGGAUUUGACGUUAUUUUUUUAAAAGCAUGUUUAAACUCUCACACACUUUAUGUAAUUGAGGGUUGCAGUGUAGGAUUUUUCUGCAAGAUACCACUUGAUCCUACUAAGAAUUUUCUACUUAAAUGUUGGAGCACUUGACUGAAAAAUCCUUCUUGUCCUUUUUAAAGAUCAGUAGGCCAUUGGACUAUGUGAGCGGAAAAUGUAUAGAAUUUUUUUCAUUCACUGGAAGAGUUAUUUUGCCAAAACAAUAAAUCAAAUACACAACUAUCAUAACAGGAUAGCUCAUAAAGAAUAUCAUAAUUACAUUUGGGAGAUACUUGGACAGAGUGUACUCAAAUUCCUGGAAUUUACCUCAGAAGCUAUUUUACAAAUGAUUAGAAGAAUUGAUUUUUUCUGAGAAUCAUAGUCUGUGAAAUCCAUAUCUUGGUGUUUAUUCCUAAAGAAGUGAUAGAACCAGACCUCUUAGAAGCCAGUUUAAUCAGACCUGAGCAUUUGAAAGAAGCACGUGCUGAACCUUAAUUUGUCCCCUGAACAAGCAAAAUGGGCUGUAAUCGAAACCGUGGGCUCAUUGCUGGGGCUGUCAUUGGUGCAGUCCUGGCUGUGUUUGGAGGUAUCCUGAUGCCAGUUGGAGACAUGCUUAUUGAGAAGACAAUUAAAAAGGAAGCUGUCCUUGAAGAAGGUACAAUUGCUUUUAAGAAUUGGGUUAAAACAGGCACUGAAGUUUACAGACAGUUUUGGAUCUUUGAAGUGCAAAAUCCAGAAGAAGUGGUAGUUAACAGCAGCAACAUUAAGGUUAAGCAAAGAGGUCCUUACACAUACAGAGUUCGUUAUCUAGCCAAGGAUAAUAUAACUCAGGACCCUGAAAGCCACACAGUCUCAUUUGUACAACCCAAUGGGGCCAUCUUUGAACCUUCACUAUCAGCUGGAACAGAGAAUGACACUUUCACAGUUCUCAAUCUGGCUGUUGCAGCCCUACCCCACCUCUAUCCAAAUGCAUUUGUUCAGGUAGUACUCAAUUCAAUUAUUAAAAAGUCAAAAUCUUCUAUGUUUCAAACCAGAACUGUGAAAGAAUUCUUGUGGGGCUACAAGGAUCCAUUCUUGAGUUUGGUUCCAUAUCCUGUUCCCACUACAGUAGGUGUAUUUUUUCCUUACAACAAUACUGUAGAUGGAGUUUAUAAAGUUUUUAAUGGAAAAGAUGACAUAAACAAAGUUGCCAUAAUUGACACUUACAAAGGUAAAAAGAAUCUCUCCUAUUGGGCAAGUUAUUGUGACAUGAUUAAUGGCACAGAUGCAGCCUCAUUUCCCCCUUUUGUUGAGAAGACCCGAGUGUUGCAGUUCUUUUCUUCUGACAUAUGCAGGUCAAUCUAUGCUGUGUUUGGAUCUGAAGUUAAUCUGAAAGGAAUUCCUGUGUAUAGAUUUGUCCUUCCAUCCAGAGCCUUCGCAUCUCCACUUGAAAAUCCAGACAAUCAUUGUUUCUGCACAGAACGAAUAAUCUCAAAGAACUGCACAUCAUAUGGUGUGCUAGACAUUGGCAAAUGCAAAGACGGAAAACCUGUGUACAUUUCCCUUCCCCAUUUUCUACAUGCAAGUCCAGAUAUUAUGGAAUCUGUUGAAGGCUUACAUCCAAAUGAAGAAGAACAUAGGACAUAUUUGGAUGUUGAACCUAUAACUGGAUUUACUUUACAAUUUGCAAAACGGCUGCAGGUCAAUAUGUUGGUCAAGCCAGCAAAAAAAAUUGAGGCAUUAAAGGGUCUGAAGAGGAACUAUAUUGUACCUAUCCUUUGGCUUAAUGAGACUGGUACCAUUGGUGAUGAAAAAGCAGAACUAUUCAGAAAUCGAGUGACUGGAAAAAUAAGCCUCCUUGGCCUGGUUGAAAUGGUCUUGCUCAGUGUUGGUGUGGUGAUGUUUGUUGCUUUUAUGAUUUCGUACUGUGCAUGCAGAUUAAAGAAAGUAAAAUGAGCAGCAAAUGGAGCCUUUGCACUUAUGCACCAGCUACAUCAGAAUGUUUGGUAACAUUGGUCUACAGAAUGAAGAUUUAAUAUAUAAAACAUAACUUACCUUUUAGUUGAAGAAAGACAGAGCUAUUUUUUCGCCCUAACCAGCAGCACAUUUCUAAAGGAUUUUUAAGAUGCCAUUUAAAUCUAUACUUUGAACCAAACACCAUGUACCUUCUAAAAGUCAUCAUUUUCAAGAUCGAUUUGAUUUCAUUUUCUACAGAACUGACUCAAGCAUGAACCAGUUUGGUACUGAUUUGACUAAUUGGUCCCCUGGUGGCAAAUUCAGCAGAGGAGUGGACAUUCUAAACAAAUCCUUGAUCCCAGACUCCUGUCCUUCCUCAUCAUCCUCAUCAGUGACCCUGUCCCUGUUUGGUUGCAACAGGCAGAUCCCAGGACUGUUGAUAGUACAUCACACUUUAUGAGCAUCAAAUAUUUUGAAAGACAUUUAAUAUUGAAAAAGAAAUGACUGGUUUAUCGGUUUAUCAGCCAUUUAUUAUCCAUUACUUCAGCUUCUUUCUCUAUGGAACUUUUGUACAGCAGCAGUAGGUAUCAUAACAAUUUUUCUUACUUUUAACAAUAUGUUUUUUGUCACUGAUAUAUUUUUUGUCACUGAUCAUGCAAAUGGAUAUUCUUUUUAGGACAUUUUAGCUCUGUAUGUUUAAGGACUUUUUCACUUUCCAAGUUCUGCAACUGUUCUGGAAAGUCUGAGUAGACUUUGACCUUUCUACUCAACUGCAACUUAUGCUUGGCAACCUGAGAAUAAAAAUAGUGUGCUAAUAUUAAAGGAGGAAAAUGAUAAUAAAGAAAUUAUUGUAUGGAAGAUUACAAAGAGUAGAAAGUGCAUUAAUAGUUGGUUCUAGUAUGUCUCGCUUUCACAGAGACCUCAGAAAGACUGGUUUCAACCAUUAAAAGAUCUCUGUUUUGGUGCUUUGCCUAGUUCCUGUGGUGUCACGAAAAUUUUGCCCUGAUUUUCUGUCUGAAGUAUUCUUUCUCAAUCUAUAUAUCUUUAUGAAUUCAUAUUUCUUUCUGAAAUAUUCUUUUCUUAAUCCAUUUUUUUACCACUUUUGGCUAGGCAAUUUUUAAGCCAGUUGGAGGAAAAUAUAAAAAAAAAGAAAGAUAAUUUGAUUUUAUCUUUUACAGCAGCUGGAAUUGAGGUCUAGUUUUUUCUGUGAAGUUGUCUCCUUUUUCUUAGCAGACACACUGAUAGGUAACCCUGCUUUCUUCAGCAAAGCUUCACUGGCUGCCAAAAAUACUAAUCCUCCAAAAGCUCCAGCGUAGAAGGGGAAUCCAGCCAAAUUCUGUCUUGCGUUUUACACACAGAGGAAUACAGGAUGAAGAAGUAGGAACUGGCUUGUUGGGAAGCUGAAAUUAAGAAUAUCUUGGCCUCCUUAUAAAAGAUGCCAGGGUAAAUGCUGAAGAAUCCUACUGAAAACCCAAAAGUAAGGCACCAUAGAUUUGGAGGGAUUUGAAAAAUCCCUAGAUACUCAAAACAUGCUGAUAGAGUUCCUUACCAUUUAAUUGGAGGAAAAAAAGUAUUAGUCUAAGAUAUUGAUAGACAAGAUGAUAUUCUAGACCUUCGCCCUGAUAAUCAAAAUAAAAGCAUGCUGUCUUUAUAUGACUGUAUUUGAGGAUAUGUUAAUCUAAAAGAAAUAAAAAGGAAAUUUCUUUAAUUCUUGAGAUAUGUAGGGCUAUACUAUGUAAAAUGGAAACUGCAAAAGAAUGGGGUGACACUUCACAUAAGGUCUGUCAUCCAAUCAAUGGCUCAGGUCUUAAAAUCUUCUUACAGAAAUGGUUUCCACCUCAUGGCGUUUAGGUAUCUGGGAAAACAUUUUGACUUCUGUGCCCUUAGUAUUGUUGAACUAAAUACAUAUAUAUCCUGGUCUUGUUAUCAUUCCUCAGCAUUUCUGUUCUCUAAAGUCUUUUUUUUUUUUUUUAAAGUCUAUAAAAUGUGUAUAAGAGGAAAAAAAAUCCAUAUACAAAGAUAAGGGGAUUAUACUAAAGACAUUCAGUAGGAAAAAUUAUACUUUCUUUAAAUAAUGAGAGGUCAACUUUUUGAUAAGAAAAACUAGAGUUUAGGUUUGUGUGCUGUGUUUUGGGGUGGGGAGCAUUUUUGCAUGUAUAUUAAACGUGUGACUCUUUGUUUUAGCCUAGUGAAAGUGUAUGGUUUUCAGUGAGGGGAAAUGUUUGACUGUUGAUUGUUGUAUAUGGAUGAAAUUGUACGCUUAUUCCAUAGAAAGAUUGCACCAUUUUGUGGGUACACACUUUUUCAUUCCAGACUAUGUUUAUAAACCCGCAAAACUGGUUGUUGUUCAUAACUUAAUUUUGAAAAUCUAUAGCAUCUGCAAAUGGGUUAAUGCUUCUUGUUACUUACAAGUACAUUAAGAAAGGGGACAGCUGUCUUUGUAGCUCUCAGUUUUCAAGAAAAAAAGGAAAAGGUGGGAUCAUUUCAGGGAAAAUCAAGCUAUGGAUAAACUGAUUAUCGGCAAAAAUUCACCCUGUAAAAGUGCUGAAUGUUUGUAUUAAGAUUUCUACAAGUGCAAUAACCCACCAAUCUCUUAACCCAUUAUGAAUGCCUGAGCAACACCAUAAAUAUCUUUCUAGCUGGAGUUUUAUUGUGGUGUGUUUCAAUCAAUAGUUCAGCUUUUUUGUUUGAAGUCCAUUGAAUAAGUGACACUGUGCACUCCUUCUGCAUCUGACUCUCUUGGUGUACCGACCAGUUUAAGUAGAUUUUGCACUCUCUUUAAAUAACCACCGUCCAUUAUUAUUUUCUUCAGAUACCAACAGAAUUGCCUAUGAGUGAUUUUCCCUGACUAUAUUUGCAGUGAGCUGAACUAAUGAACUAA